Molecule: messenger RNA, 573 nt
Organism: Centruroides sculpturatus (bark scorpion)
Lineage: Eukaryota; Metazoa; Arthropoda; Arachnida; Scorpiones; Buthidae
Exons: 5
Coding region: 1-573 (190 amino acids)
Source: RefSeq, a predicted model, not a curated record
AUGGUCUUGAAAGACGAUCCGAAUCAUUACGAUUUAACGACAAAGUUACUGUAUUUGGAGCAGAUUAAAAGUAAUGCCGUCGAUGCUCGCUUCGUUUAUAAUCGAUGGAAAGAUACGAUCAGAAUUUUAACACCUUUACCCACAAGUAUGAAAUUAGACGAUCCGUGUAAAUCAUCGUUAGAAUGUCUAUUAUUUGUUCAACAUAGUUUCUGCGAUUGGGAUGAUAGGAUCUGUUCCUGCCAACCUUACCACAUUCGAUAUAAUGAUACCGCUUGUCUGCCAGCUUCGCUGCUUGGUUUCGGAUGUGCGGUCGAUGAGCAAUGCACUCUGAAAGUACCGCAUAGUGAAUGCAUCAAUGGAUUAUGUCAAUGUCAACCCAAUCAUGUGCCACUUCGUCGAGACAAAUGCCUUCCACCUGCAACAGUUGGAGAUUAUUGUCUGAAUAAUGUUCAGUGCCAUUUAUCCAGCCCUUUCAGCUAUUGCAAAUACAUCAUACCAAGGAUCUACGGAAAAUGCCAAUGCCCAUAUGGCUAUCUAGUCACGGAAGAUGAUAAAUGCCUUCCUUGUGAGUAA